Molecule: messenger RNA, 3181 nt
Organism: Mandrillus leucophaeus (drill)
Lineage: Eukaryota; Metazoa; Chordata; Mammalia; Primates; Cercopithecidae
Gene: MTHFSD
Product: methenyltetrahydrofolate synthetase domain containing
Exons: 8
Coding region: 161-1348 (395 amino acids)
Cellular component (GO): cytoplasm
Molecular function (GO): RNA binding
Source: RefSeq, a predicted model, not a curated record
AAUAAAGAUAACGGGAAGACAAGGCGGGAGGGACACCUGCCGUUCACGUCGGGGAGCCUGUGGGCCCCAUGAGGUCGGGGAAACUGAGGCUCAGGGGCAGGAUCGGAAGCCGGUUUGACUUACACGCGGGGGUCGCUUAACUGCUGUGCAGGCUUUCAGCAUGGGCUGUGGAAUUCCUUUGUUUGUUAUUAAGUGGGACUCUUCUGUUGCAGUAGGUGUCUCCAAACAGGACAUUCGUGAGCAAAUUUGGGACCACAUGGAAUCACAAAAUUUAGCUGACUUUCCCCGACCUGUUCAUCACAGGAUUCCCAACUUUAAGGGGUCUUAUCUGGCCUGCCAAAACAUCAAAGACCUAGACGUUUUUGCCAGAACACAGGAAGUUAAAGUGGACCCUGAUAAACCACUGGAAGGCGUUCGGCUGCUGGCGCUGCAGAGCAAUAAAACAUUGUUGGUUCCAACACCACGACUGAGAACGGGGUUGUUUAAUAAGAUCACACCACCCCCUGGGGCAACUAAAGACAUCCUGAGAAAAUGUGCCACCUCUCAGGGUGUGAGGAACUGCAGUGUCCCCAUUGGCUUGGAUUCCAGGGUCCUUGUGGAUUUAGUUGUGGUGGGAUCCGUCGCCGUUUCCGAAAAAGGCUGGAGAAUCGGGAAGGGAGAAGGCUACGCCGAUCUGGAAUAUGCCAUGAUGGUAUCCAUGGGUGCCGUCAGCACGGAGACGCCGGUGGUCACCAUCGUCCACGACUGCCAGGUCGUGGACAUCCCUGAAGAGCUCCUUGAGGAGCACGACAUCACCGUUGACUACAUCCUCACUCCAACCAGAGUCAUCGCCACAGGCUGCGAGCGCCCACAGCCAAUGGGAAUCACCUGGUCCAAGAUCAGCCGGGAGAUGAUGGAGAAAAUCCCAGUAUUGAGGAGCCUCCGCGCCCGAGAGCAGCAGGCUGGGAAGGACGUCACCCUCCAGGGUGAGCACCAGCACCUUCCGGAACCAGGCCGCCAGCAGGCAGUGCGCCUGAGUGCUGGCAGAAGGCCCCCGGACACACCCGGGCCAGAAGCCAGUUCCAUGGCGGCAGCCCGUGGCUCCCCAUCAGGGGAGGGUGCCCCGCUUGCAGCCGACGUUUAUGUUGGGAACCUCCCCCGGGACGCCCGUGUGAGUGACCUGAAGAGAGCCCUGCGUGAACUCGGCUCCGUGCCCCUGCGGCUCACCUGGCAGGGCCCACGGCGCAGAGCCUUCCUCCGUUACCCAGACUCAGCCGCAGCCCAGCAGGCUGUCUCCUGCUUGCAGGGCCUGCGACUGGGCACCGACACCCUGAGGGUGGCGCUGGCCAGGCAGCAGAGGGACAAGUGACCUUGUGGAGAGCCACAGAGCUCACUGCAGACUCACCAUCCCCAUCCCCUGCUGCUCCGGUUCCCAUGGCACUCGAGAGGCCUGCAUGGCAAGACGUGGCAGAGCCACCGCGUGAGCUGCUCGGGUCUCAGUUCUUUCCAGAAGUUACCACUCAGUGAACGCCCAGGGCCUCCUGUGAGUGGGGAAGCGAGCCCACAGUCCAUCUCACAGCACACACAGACUUCAGCCUCCCGUUCGUGCAGGCUCAGGCCUUGAGCCAGUUUGUGUUUCUCUGGAGGGACAGAGCAGAGGGGCCGGGGACUGAGUGAGUGGCGAAGCAGGGGUUGGUGAUGUGAAGAUGAUCUCGGGUUUGCCAGGGGUGGGCUGAACGGGAGAAGAUGGGCAAAGGAUCCGGCUCUCAAGAGGCCCUGGCCGGGACUGCAUGCCGGGUACAGAGAGCGCCCUUGGACUUUAGGGUCCUGAGCUGGCAGCAUGGCAGAGAGAGCUCCAUCCAUGUCACAGGAGCCCAGGGAGCUCAGCCCCUGGGUAAAAAGUGCUCACUGUAGCUCAGAUCAGUCCUCAGGUCACACUUUGGGGAGCCAGCGUCCCUUCUUCCCCUCCCCAGCCCACUCCUCCCUCUGCGGACACACACUCCGGGCCCUCAGCCAGCUGGCUGCACGGGGAGCAACUUGGUGUUGUGGGAGAGACCGGCUCUGGGAGAACGGGUUUCAUCCCAGCCUACGUCACAUUUGCCCAGUGCCUUACGUUUUCUGGUUUUUUCCCUCCAGUUCUGUUUCUAAAAACCAGCUGGAGUUUGGCUGAACUGUCCUUUCUCAACAGAAGCGCUUUUGCAAUUGAUCCCGGGCAACAAGUCAAAAUAAGCUUUUAAGUGGAGAUUUUAUUUUUUUCAAAUGUAUAUGCUUUGGAAAUUUUGAUUUUUUAGCCAGAGGGUUUUACCAAGUGUUAUUUUAAGCACAUUAUUAUGCCUCAAGAGGGCAGCCCUUGCACGCACUUUAAAGAAAAUGUUUUCAGGACACUCAGUCUUCUCUUUGAAAGGGCAUUUUCUCACUGGUUUUCCCGUGAAAAUCCCGUGGAGACUUUGGAAAGAAAACGCGGCCUUAGAUUUGCUCAUUAAAGACUGAUUUCCUUCCUAAGUCGCCAUGAAUAAAAUGGGGGAGUAGAAACGUCUGGAAGCACCACACUUGGCCCUGGGCCCUGGGCCCACUGUGUCCUUGGCCUCCCCCCGACCCGCACGGCUGGUCACAUUUGUCACUGGGCAUUCAGCUCAGUGUCAGAGGCCGACUCAGCCCCCAGUUCAGAGUAGUCACCUGGUUGCACUGAAGUCCUCACCUUCUUUUCUCUCUUUUUUUAAAGAACACUUCUCUUUUUGAAAGAUUCUCGUUUGUUUUUUUGUUUACCUUUUUUCUGUGGAUUUGCUGCCGUUAGAAUAGCAACUCGAGGAGAAGAGCAAGUGAGUCAUCCCUGCCUUGUCCACUCCCUGUCCAGCCAGCAGUGGGCACAGCCCUGCAGACAGGAGCAAGGACUUCUGGGAAUAGACCCACUGGAGCCGGGAGAGGGAGAAGCUGGAUUCUGACCCCACCACUGAAACUCCUGUGUCCAGCCAUGCCUGAUGACCACCCCACCCUCAGACGGCCAGAUUAAACCAGUCAGUACAGGCUCACUCAGGGAAGCCAGACUGCUGGGGUUCCCUGACACUUUAGCCAGAAUAAUCCAGGUGUAUGGAUACACAGAUAAUCUGAAGGAGUUUCUCAUUUUUAUAUUUGUGGAACAUCGUGUAAGAAAAACCAAAGAGCAAGUGCGUGAAAUAAAAUCCCCCACAUGUAUCAGCCUGCA